CGCUAUAGUCCGCCACAAGAAAGAGGCUCUUAGGCUAAUCGAUUCAUCAUCUUCCCCUUCCUCUUUCUCUCUCUACGCUGGAGGUCGAGGAGCUCUGUCGCUCUCCUCUGAGUUCUCUCUCCCCCUCCCCACCGCCAAAGAAACAUCUUCUCAGCUUUGAUUUGAAAUUAGGUUCUUGCUUUCUUAUUAUUGAAGAAACUACUAGUUAAGUUAUAUUCGAGUGCUGAACAAGGACAGGAUGCUAAUAAAUAUGUGUUCUCAGUCAUGUAUUCGGUCAAUCUGAUAUCAAUUGGAACAGUUUGGUAUUUCUGAUGGACUCAAAAACUAGUGCUGGAGCUGCCUCCAAACAGCAUCAUAAGAUAGCUGCUGAACAAACAGUAGAGGCAAAAGACAUCCAGCCUUCUCCAUCUCUGGUUUCAAAAUUAGGUAAACUUGAACUGGGUACUCUUGAAAGUUCAUCAAAAUCCGUGCAGAGCACAUCGAAGCAGAACAUUGGAGAAACUUCUGAAAGCAAGAAGGCUGGAAUUUUAAACCAAAAGGGGCUUGCCGAGUCCUUAAGUAAUAAAUGUGGUUCUGUUGCUUUCUCAUCUGUCCUUAGGCAGGCAUGUGGAGGAGUUGACCAUGCUAUUAAUGAAAAUAGGGGGUCGCAGGAUAGUUCUAUUGAUCAAGAAAAGAAAACAUCAGAGUAUGGAAGUGUGAAGAACAGCUCUGUUUCAGCUAAAGUUAGUGAUGGGGCAAGCAGUUUUGGAAAGACCAGUGUAAGUGCCAAAGUCAGUGAUCGAGCUGAUUAUGUUGAGAGUGGGAAGAGCAGUAUCUGCAGAGGAAGCACAAGCAGUGAUGUCAGUGAUGAGAGUACUUGUAGCAGCUUUAGUAGUAGCAUAAACAAACCUCACAAGGCAAAUGACUUGAGAUGGGAAGCCAUCCAAGCUGUUCGAGCUAGAGACGGGAUGCUGGGUUUAGGUCACUUUAGACUACUGAAGAAGUUGGGCUGUGGGGAUAUUGGGAGUGUGUACCUCUCAGAGUUGACUGGAACUAAAUGCUAUUUUGCAAUGAAGGUAAUGGACAAAGCAUCACUAGCAAGUCGUAAGAAGUUGCUUCGUGCUCAGACUGAAAGGGAAAUACUGCAGUCACUGGACCAUCCUUUUCUUCCAACAUUGUAUACUCAUUUCGAGACAGACAAGUUCUCAUGCUUGGUGAUGGAAUUCUGCCCUGGUGGAGACUUGCAUACACUUAGGCAGAAACAACCAGGAAAGCAUUUUACUGAGCAAGCAGUAAAGUUUUAUGUAGCUGAAGUCUUGCUUGCUUUGGAAUACCUCCACAUGCUUGGAAUUGUCUAUCGUGACCUCAAGCCAGAAAAUGUCCUUGUGAGGGAUGAUGGACAUAUUAUGCUCUCGGACUUUGAUCUUUCCCUCCGUUGUGCUGUUAGUCCAACUCUCGUUAAAACCAAUUCAGCAGAAUCAGAGCCUUUAAGAAAGAAUCCUAAUUAUUGUGUCCAGCCAACUUGUAUUGAGCCUCCUUCCUGCAUCCAGCCAUCUUGUGUUGCUCCCACGACAUGCUUUUCACCCCGGCUCUUUUCUAGCAAAUCAAAGAAGGAUAGGAAACCUAAGACUGAAAUUGGAAACCAAGUGACUCCAUUACCUGAGCUCAUUGCGGAGCCUACAGAUGCUCGUUCUAUGUCCUUUGUUGGAACCCAUGAGUAUUUGGCACCUGAGAUUAUAAAGGGUGAAGGUCAUGGGAGCGCAGUUGAUUGGUGGACUUUCGGAAUCUUUCUAUAUGAACUGUUGUUUGGUAAAACCCCUUUUAAGGGAUCUGGGAACCGAGCUACGUUGUUUAAUGUUGUAGGCCAGCCUCUCCGAUUUCCAGACUCACCUGUCGUGAGUUUCGCUGCUAGGGAUCUUAUGAGGGGUUUGCUCGUAAAAGAACCACAACACAGGUUGGCAUAUAAACGUGGGGCUACUGAGAUAAAGCAACAUCCCUUUUUUGAGGGUGUUAACUGGGCAUUGAUCCGUUGUGCUACGCCGCCAGAGAUACCCAAGCCUGUAGAGUAUGAGAAGAUACCUUCCCCGGCAUCUUCAGGCAGUGAAAAAGUGGUCCGUCACAUGUCAAUUCCUGAUAAAGGUUCUGAUAAAUAUCUUGAAUUUGAUUUCUUUUAGUAAUAGACAGUAUUUUUCACCCGUUGAUACCCUGAAAAGUAGACAGUAUUGAUUGCAAAAUGGGUUCUGUUGAAUGGGAUGAACUGCUUUUCCAGUGUUUUAGGGACAGGUGAUCAGAAAUUGUAUGUCUGUUUUCUUUUGGCUUUUGCAGUUCAGAUUUGCAUGGAACAAUUAA
This is a messenger RNA of Neltuma alba, 2328 nucleotides long. RefSeq names its product serine/threonine-protein kinase D6PK-like. Bases 312 to 2153 code for a protein of 613 amino acids. The record is from RefSeq and is a predicted model, not a curated record. Gene Ontology annotation, molecular function: ATP binding; protein kinase activity. The transcript is spliced from 3 exons. Gene Ontology annotation, biological process: protein phosphorylation. Lineage: Eukaryota; Viridiplantae; Streptophyta; Magnoliopsida; Fabales; Fabaceae.